GUGAUUCACUUUAGGAGACUCACUUUCUUGCGUUCUGAACUUUAAGCCCACUGCACUAGAGUCACACACACACACACACACCCUCGGUCAGAGAAUGCUCACGAAAGGGUGGAGUCGGUGCAGUGGGACUACAGUCUGCACGAGGGGACUUGAUGAUCCGGGAAGAAUCCAAGGAGAGGUUUCCAGGGAAUUACGCAGCGUCAAACUAUACACCGGGAUGUGUUUUAGUCUAAUCCUGCUUUGAAAUCACAUCCUGUGCUAAUUCCUGUAAUCUGACUUGUAUUUGGACAUAUCUAGAAGAAGCUGCUGGUUUAUUUGCAGUCAUGGAGCGUCCUACGUUGGCCCUGUCGCGUCUUCAGUUGGAGCCACGAGCCGCGCGUAAAAGCGAGUGGCUCCGGAGCGCCCUGGUCCAUCACCACUGCCCCGAUCUCGGCGUGGAAAACGAAAUCGUCGUCUUGGCCACUGGAAUAGACCAAUACCUACAGGAGGUGUUCCACCACCUGGCCUACCCCAACCGGGACGAUACCGUGUCGGCGGAGGAUUUCACAGCGCUGUGCGUCGUGCUGGGACUCACUAGAGGAAAGAGGACGGCGAAAGGAAGGAAAGGGACUGGAGCUGAAGAAGAUGAAGAGUUUCGGGAUGUGUAUUCUGGCCUGCCCCGCCAGCUGUCCUUUAAAGACUUCCACUCGCGGCUCUGUGGGUAUUUCCGCGUCCGCAGUGCUCGUAGAGGUACCGGGGAGUGUGCCUGGCGCCUGCCCGUUGCUGAGGACACGGAGCUGGUGGAGCGACAGAUCCGCCUCCGGUGGCCGCGAGUCAGACGGCGGAAAUGUGAGCUGACCAGGGAUCAGCAUGAACGGAACAGCUCAAUUAAAGUUGGAACAGCAGAAGACCGCGAGUCAGAUGUGGUGGUAGCUCUGAGAGAGCUGGUGGAGGACCUCCGCUCAGCGCUGCAGGGGAGUGACGCUCGCUGCCUGGCCCUGGAGGUGGCCCUCAGACGGGGCAGGAGCACCAUCCCUUCUCCAUCCAGCUUCAACUCAACUGCUUUAACUCCCGCGACCUCCACCACCCUUGUACAGGGAAAACUGGUACCAACACGCAGAAUCAAAGGACAGUGCAGUAGAGCUGGAGGAGACAGGGCGAUGAAGGAGGCGAGGAGACGGGACAUCAGGGACCCCCUUCUGAGGGAGCUGAAGCUGAUCCGCUCCUCACGCGAUGGGCAGCUGGAGGAGGCCAUCAAAUUCAAUGAGUGUUUGGAGGAGGAGCUGCGGUGGGUGUACCAGGAGGUGCGCAAGCUUCAGGGGGUGAAAUCUGCACUUAGGAAGGAGAAUGCUCAGAUCAGGAGGCGGGCGCAGGAGGCCAGGGAGGCUCUGAGCUUGGGGCUUCAGAGGGUUCAGAUGAUCCAGGAGGAGGCUCAGUCUGUCCCGCAGCUGCAGGCCAGGAUCACCCAGCUGGAGGCUGAACUCCAGCAGUACAGAUCCUGCUGCACCUGCGUCCCCGAGCCCGCCCAUCAGCAAGCUGACCCACUCGGAGCAGAAGACGCCUGCAGCAAGACAGAGUGUCUGCAGAGAGCAGUGGAGGGGAGAGCUGCCUCUGAUGAAGAGGAGGACGACAGAGGGAUGAGGGAGGAAGGACAGUGCGUCUGUUGGAGAUGUCAGAACCACCGGCUUUCCUCUCACAUUCACCUGCAUGAGAAAAACCCCACCAGCAGGGGGCGCUGCAGCUGGAGACAACAGCAAGAGCAGCCAAAGGACAGCAGAGGCUUCGACAAAGACAAGGUGUCCCGCAGGGUCCCGGGGAAGACUGUGGUAGACGAUCUGGAUGUGUGCAGUAGGAGUGGAGAUGGUCCGCCUCAGGUCCUGCAGGUACCUGAUGCCCUCUGUGCCCAACUGUCCUCCUGGCAUCUCCUUGGCAGCGGAGGGGGUGAUGAAGAGCCAACGAUCUACCUAACCUAG
Micropterus salmoides (largemouth bass) is the source of this 1952-nucleotide messenger RNA. RefSeq names its product EF-hand and coiled-coil domain-containing protein 1. NCBI's taxonomy places the organism in Eukaryota, Metazoa, Chordata, Actinopteri, Centrarchiformes, Centrarchidae. The record is from RefSeq and is a predicted model, not a curated record.